Lobosporangium transversale is the source of this 1998-nucleotide messenger RNA. RefSeq lists its product as hypothetical. NCBI's taxonomy places the organism in Eukaryota, Fungi, Mortierellomycota, Mortierellomycetes, Mortierellales, Mortierellaceae. The coding region runs from base 1 to 1947 and encodes 648 amino acids. Gene Ontology annotation, biological process: vesicle-mediated transport. Gene Ontology annotation, cellular component: intracellular membrane-bounded organelle; Mon1-Ccz1 complex. The transcript is spliced from 7 exons. The record is from RefSeq and is a predicted model, not a curated record.
AUGUACGGCACAUCUGGCGCAACCUCGCCCAAACCUGCAGUAGGACCCUCAUCAUCGUCAUCAUCCUCAGGACCAGCUUCCACUUCAUCUUCUUUAGGCUACUUUUGCAUCUACAACCCUGAAUUUGGACCUACUGACGAGACACAACAUGAACAAUUACUCUAUUAUGUGGCUCGAAAGACCGUGUCCAUGGAUGUGAAGAUGCGAAAUAUUGGUUUAGCACAAGGACUGGUCAACUUUGCACGGAUAUUCUCACCCACGGCCCCAUGCGAGAACGUGCAUUCUCAGAAAAACCGACUGGUAUUUUAUGAAGCCGAGCCAGGAUAUUGGCUGCAUUUGUGUAUAGAACUUGGAACAAUCAGACGAUCUAUUAAGGGUGCUGAUGGAAAGUACCGCGUGGUGAUUGAAUAUUUAGAGCAUGAGAUCCAUGAUGCAAUUGUUUCAGCACUACUUCGACAGGCUUAUGCGAUGUACAAGGUUGCCAAUGGAACUAUGGAAAGUCUCGUCAUAGCACAUAAUGGGAAUACAAGACCAUUACAGCGGCGACUAGAAGAGUUUUUCGAAUCCUGGGUCCUUGGUUGGAAUUUUGAGAAGGACAUGACAUUGGAACGAGCCUUGGAUGGGAUUCAUUAUUUGCCACUGAGUAAAACAGGAGUCGGGUUCCAGAAUAUUGAUCAGAUCGUGAGGAGUGUACGAGAGAGAUAUAAAGGACUGAUAACACAUUCUAUGAUAACGUUCGAGGACCAGCUGGUGGCCAGUGAUAUUCGAGAUGAAGACCUCAAAGCGGUUUGGAACCAUGUGUUACAAAUAACCGGAUACGAUAGUGCAAGCAUGAGCUCAUUAUUAGACCGACGGGAAGAAGAAGAAGCACGGAAGCGAAAGCAAACUUCCACAUUUAGAUUCGGAAAAUCAUGGUCCAACACCAGCAUUUUUGGAUUUUAUCGGUCAUCCCCUUCAGCAACUACACCGCCUUCAACACCGCCUCUUCGUCCUGCUUCACGUGUCAGCUCGCCAGCACCAUCUAUUCGGAGUGUUGAAGGCAUUACUAUCCCGGGCAGUUCAAAUGCAAAUACACUCUCAGCGCCAGAUAUAAACACCGCUGGGUCAAGUCCUCGACCAUCCGGGGAGUCUGAGGCACUGCUGACGGCAGGUGGCAAAGCUCAGGUGAAUCCUCUUUGGUACGGGCAGGAUGCUAAUAGUGAGGAUGUUGAGGAACAUUUGGGAAUUACAUUCAAGCACAAAAGUGGACUCAACAUAUGCUUUUUUGCGUCUCUAGCAAAUUCAGCGUCGCAACAGCUGAUUGACAAUCCGGAGCAAUUUACACGAGAGCUAGAAGAGUUUCUAUCGGGAAUGAUCUAUGACCCUCCAUUACUGGACCCCAAUGGUAGCGGCAGUAGUAAUAGCAGUGAAAGCAUUAUCACGCGAUCGCUUCUUGAGGAAGUCGCAAGACAAAUGGUGAAGGAGUCAAUCACAGCACGCACACUAGGGGGCGCAUUUUCUCCAGGAAGUAAUAAUGGCAAUGGAAGUGGAGGGGGCAGUGGAAUCGAUAAGGAGAUCCGAUUUGUAUACUUUAACAAAAUGAAUUUGGCAAUCAAGGUACAGUUAGGAUCUACAACUGGCAGAGGUGGAUUCACUAUUGGAUCCGAUAUGGCAUUGUCAUUAUUAGACAUCAAACAAGACUUUGAUCGUAUGCCGGGUGCUUCAGAGAUCACGACGCGGUCGCCUUCCAACCAUUGGAUUGUGGGCAAGCGGUUCGAAGAUCGUGAAGUGUACAUGAUUGUAUCUCGCAAAGAUAGCACAUUGGUAGAAGUGGAAGAUGAAGUCCGUAAGUUGACUUCAUUAUAUUUUAAUAAUACUGGCAUGCCAGCGUCGUCAACCAUGACAACAACCGCGGUAUCUUCUAGCAGGGCACAUGUGCAUAGCUCUCCCACGAUAGAAAAUAACUAGACUUUUCCCGACACAUCAAAUAUAAUAUUGUGCAAAAUGGCUAAUGUAUGC